Neoarthrinium moseri is the source of this 1269-nucleotide messenger RNA. RefSeq lists its product as uncharacterized. Gene Ontology annotation, cellular component: extracellular region. Gene Ontology annotation, molecular function: chitin binding; chitinase activity. The transcript is spliced from 4 exons. The coding region runs from base 1 to 1269 and encodes 422 amino acids. Gene Ontology annotation, biological process: chitin catabolic process; carbohydrate metabolic process. The record is from RefSeq and is a predicted model, not a curated record. Lineage: Eukaryota; Fungi; Ascomycota; Sordariomycetes; Amphisphaeriales; Apiosporaceae.
AUGCGAACCUGCGUCCUAACCGUUCUCGUAGCCUCGCUACUGCGGCCCUGCUUGGCUGAUGGCUCGACCACACCAUAUGUCAAUGCUGUUUACUAUGGCAACUGGUGUGCUCCUCUAUUUGGGUUUGAGGACGUGGCUAACAAUGUGUCCAGGGCGUCUCUUACGAGCGAACGCAACUUCCCGCCAUAUAAGGUGCCAGUUGCCAGCAUAACGCACUUGUUCUAUGCCUUUGCCGAACCCCAUGCAGAUGGGACAGUAACAGGCUCCAACCAGACGCUGGAUACUGAUACCAUUCUAGAUGGCGAAGUGGGGGAUGGCGCUUCGAAUAGUUUUCAUGGGUGCGUGAAGCAGUUGAGGGCCAUGAAACAGCAGAACCGUCAUCUCAAGGUUAUGCUCUCCAUCGGUGGAUGGGUCUUUUCCCAGCAGGGGCAUUUCGCAACGUUGGCCAGCAAUAAAACCAGCCGGGAUAAGUUCGUACAGAGUGCUAUUGGGCUCAUGAUACAAUGGGGGUUCGACGGCUUGGACGUAGUCUGGGAGUCUCCGAGAGACGCGACUGAAGGCCAAAACUAUCUUGAACUGCUGCGUGAAACUCGUGCGGGUCUAGAUAAGGAAUCAUCUAACCGCCGCCAUCAAUUCCUUCUAACUAUCGCCUCGUCCGCCAUCAAUUCGACGGCCGCAUUGCUUCCACUAGGAGAGAUGGCCGAGGUCCUCGACUUCUUCAACGUCAAGGCUUACGAUUUUGCGUUCGCGACAAUGACAGAAACCCUGGUUAGUGGACACCAAGCGAACUUGUUCCCAAACACCAGAGAUCCUCUGACGACCCCCUUCUCCAUCGUCACCUCAAUCACCGGUUAUACUCAAGCCGGUGUGCCGAGCUCCAAGAUCGUGCUCGGCAUGCCCAUAUUCGGCCGGUCCUACAACCAGACAGACGGCAUGGGCAAGACGUUCACCUCGCCGUGGGAAGGCUCAUGGCCAGGCGACCUCGGAGUCUGGGACUACAAGGCCCUGCCGAAGCCUGGGGCGCUAGAGACAUACGACAACCUUACAGUGGCCGUCUACAGCUACAACGCGAGUACCAAAGAGCUCAUCACUUACGAUAACGUCGCUUCCGUAAAGCGAAAGAUCGAGUUUGCGAUCCAGAAGAGACUGCGAGGGGCGAUGUUCUGGGAGGCGUCGGCGGAUGGCCUUGGGGAAAAGAGCCUGGUCCAGACAAGUGCCAAGGCAUUUGGGGACGAUAAGCUGGAUAAGUCAGACAACUGGCAACCGUGA